Eruca vesicaria subsp. sativa (arugula) is the source of this 537-nucleotide messenger RNA. Lineage: Eukaryota; Viridiplantae; Streptophyta; Magnoliopsida; Brassicales; Brassicaceae. The record is from the annotation of a GenBank genome assembly.
AUGAAAUUUCUGCUUUACCUGGUUACGUGCUUUCUCCUCUUAAACGUUUCCGCAACCACACAAUCUCUCAUUAAAGAUUCUUGCAAGAAAGCUGCAUCGAAAAACCGAAAACUCAAACUCGAUUUCUGCCUCAAGUCUCUCGAAGGGUGUAAGCAGUGCAAAACCGCAAAUAAUCUCACCGAACUAACCACGGCGUCGAUGAAGAACACUAGGAUAACAUCGAAGAAAAUGCGUGACAAGAUGAAGAAGGAUUUUGACGCGAGGAAAUAUCCCAAGGACAAUGACUUGCUGGUAAUGGAGUGUCUCAACGAUUAUUCAGGAACUUCUCAGAUAUUGAACUCGGCUAUGGAGACCUUUAAAGAAGGUGAUUACAAAGACGUUAUCGAGAGACUGAAUUAUGCAACGGAAGGCUUGGAUGCUUGCGAUGAAGGAUACAAAGAAAGAUCAACGCCUCAGAUAUCUCCGUUUCUGAAAAACAACGAGUUUCUAAGUCAUUUGAUUCAGAUUCCUAUAGCUUUUACAGAGAUGUUGAGAUGA